Molecule: messenger RNA, 1617 nt
Organism: Saccharomyces paradoxus
Lineage: Eukaryota; Fungi; Ascomycota; Saccharomycetes; Saccharomycetales; Saccharomycetaceae
Gene: PIG2
Product: putative protein phosphatase regulator PIG2
Exons: 1
Coding region: 1-1617 (538 amino acids)
Biological process (GO): regulation of glycogen biosynthetic process
Cellular component (GO): protein phosphatase type 1 complex
Molecular function (GO): glycogen binding; protein phosphatase 1 binding
Source: RefSeq, a predicted model, not a curated record
AUGGCUACCACCACGCAACCACAAAAUAUACUGAUGGAUGAACCUUCAAAUCUUCCUAACAACAGCGCCCACGAUAAUAAGUAUGGAAACAUAAAUGCGAGUACAAGAAGUUUUACAGGCAUGGGCAUGCACAUGCACCCUGCCAGACUGAACUCUCUGGAGUUUUUGCACAUGCCCAGGAGACUUUCUAAUGUCAAACUGCACAGAUUACCUCAGGACGAGUUGCAAAGAAAUACAGACAUGAACAAGGGUAUGUCUUUCAAUGGGAAGCAAGUUCAUGCACAUCAUCCCUUUAUAAACCCGGGAGCGGAUUUCAGUGCUCAUCAUCAAAACGUUAGUAAACUUGGGGAGGAAGAAGACGAAAUCUCUCCCCUAUCACACGAUAAUUUUCAGUACGAAUCCGAAGAAAAUGCCAUUCCUUCACCUCCCAUCUAUAAGAAAUCUGGAGAACUGGUGAAAAGUUCAUUAAAAAGAAGAUCCAAGUCCCUACCCAUCACUCCCAAAUCUAUAUUCAACAAAACUGGCGCUAAGGGCAAGCACGUCAAUUUGGAUCAUGUGGAUACGAGGCUGUUGCAAAGAAGUAAAAGUGUCCAUUUCGAUCGUGUUUUACCAAUAAAGCUGUUCAAUGAAAACGAAAAACCUAUAGAUGUUGGAAAACAAAUGAUUCAACAAGAUGUUUUGAAUUUCAAACACAAGCCUUUGACAAGACUAAGUGGUCUUAAUGGCGACACUAAUAGCGUACCUAUAGAGGAUUUGCUAUCCGAAGACAACCAAAAUGAAUAUACAGACACAUGGCUACGAAACCCGAAGGGUGUAUUCCUAUUUGGUACAAAUUCCAAUAAUCGUAGAAAUAAAAAAAAAAAGUUCAAACUCAGUGACGAUGACAGUGAUAUUGAAAAUGACAAUGACAGCGACGACGCUAUUAACCGCUUAGUAAGACAACAGGACAAAGAUCAGUCUCACCUUGCACACGGGUUGAAGAAUUUGUUAAUAAACGAUGACGAGGAUUAUUUAGAAUCAAGAACAAAUUCCACUAGAUCAGAUGCCAAUUUGUUUUAUGGAAACUCUAAAAGGAUUGUUGGUCUUUACAAUAAGAACUUCCCAAUCUUGAGUGACAGGAAUCGUAAAAGCUUAAAACUUAACAUAUUUUUAAAUCUCUCUCGUGGAAGGCCCGUUUUUUUGCAAGAAAUUACGCUACUGACUGGCUUCCACAACAUGGUUAUAAUUGGGAAAGUCUUUGUGAAAAACAUAUAUUUUGAUAAGAAGAUUAUCGUAAGAUACACAUGGGAUGCAUGGAGAACUUUCCAUGAAUCAGAAUGCGUUUAUUUUUCAAGUGCUAAUGGCAUCUUGCCAGGGAGCAAUAUGGAUAUUUUUAAGUUCUCCAUUGAUGAUAUACACAAUCCAAAUGAUAAAGAUAGCAAUAUAUCACAAUUGGAGUUUUGUAUUCAAUACUUGACUUGGAGCGUUGAUCGUUCUAGGAAGGAAUAUUGGGAUAAUAAUGACUCGCUAAACUAUAAAAUUGAUGUGAUAACAAAUGAAACGAGGACGGGGCCUACAACAGAUGUCAAUGAUAACUACGAAAUGAAACAUAGCCUUUUCAGAAAUCCAUUCCAUUGA